Rotaria sp. Silwood1 is the source of this 1198-nucleotide messenger RNA. The record is from the annotation of a GenBank genome assembly. NCBI's taxonomy places the organism in Eukaryota, Metazoa, Rotifera, Eurotatoria, Philodinida, Philodinidae.
GUCUGAUGCAUUUUCACACGGACUACAAUAUUUUACGAGUGAAAUUCCAAUACAAAUGGAUUGAGACCGAGAAAUGAUCAAGUUAUUCAUUGUUAUAAUCUGCAAAUAUGGGUUUUUCGAUGAAACCCCUUGUACAGUAUUUUGAAGUUUUCUCAGCCAUUUUAAGUGCAAGUAUUAACUUUUUUAUAACCAAAAUGAUCAGCACAAAAAGUUCUAUAAAUCUUAUAAAUUUGACGUGAUUUGAAGGUGUUCACUGUAACGAUGGUAGGAUUCCCAUGGAAUCACCCGUAUUGGUUACUACUCUUAUUUGUGACUGUCUCUAAGCGAGCAUGGAGAAAAAGGUCAUCAUUAAAUUUAUUUUACUACUUUUAGUAGUAUUUUUUUUUUCUCUGUCUCCUGUACAUAUAUAUAUGUAUAUGUAUAUUUUGUGUGUAGGCGUCAUUAUUUGCGUUCUCUGAGUAGAUUGAUAUUGUUCGUUAUGCCCUCAAAAUCAAAGAAAAAGAAUCGAGGCCCAACUCUUUAUAGAACAUUUGUCGAUGCUUAUAUGAAAGCUCGACCUAAUGAAAAACGAGCUGACAAACAUUAUGAUGCAAAAGUUGAAUGGAAUAAAAUAAAAUGGAAUGAAGAAUAUGUUAAAGAAAUAAUUGAAGAAUAUUUUUCUAAAUAUAAUGAAUUUGAAGCAUCUUCAAGGGAAGUCGAAGAAGAAUUCCUAUAUGAAUAUCCAAAAGAAUUACCAGGUGCAACUGGCUGUCCAUUUGAAGCAUUGGUAAAACAAAAAAAAACACCAGCACAAGAACGUAUUUUUCUAGCAUUAAUUUCUAUUAAUGCACAUAUUGCUACAUUAGUACAAGUUGGACAAAUGGCUUAUGAAUUAAAACGUCUUCAAUCAAAACAAAUAUCUUCAAUUUUUUUUUUUUUUAAUUUUAUAUUUUUCUAUGUUGACCAUUUAUUUGAAACAAAACCUGAAUUACACACACAAUUAAAAAAACUUUAUCGUCGUGGUGCUGGUCGACCACGUGUUGAAGAACAAUGCCCUAAUUUAUUACAAAUUAUUAAAGAAAUUGUAAAAGUUGGUGGAGCAAGUGAUGAUAGAAGACAAUCAGAAAUUAUUCGAUCUUGUUUAACAUUAGAUGAUUUAAGAGAAAAAAUUAAACAAAGAGGUUAUGAUAUUAAACGAACAACACUUUAUUAUCGGUAA